GAUUUUUAUGUACUGAUGUGGUAAUUUGCUGCAAGAUAUGAAUUUGAAAUGGAUUUGGUGAACAUUCCAUGGUAAAUAUCCUGGUCCGAGAAUAUCCGAUCUUAGCAUGGAUCGGGUUACACACAACUAGGACCCCGCAUGAGUUGCCGAAUCAAUAUCCAAACCUCGCAAACGAUGGGCGUGCGAGGUUUGUUAACACUGGUACACGACAACAAGGAAGUCCUUCUUCGUGAUUUUGAACUUCAUGACACUCUACUCAUCAUUGAUGGCUCGAAUCUGUUCCCCUUCUUAUACGACUUUUAUCAUGUGCCAGGCGAGUAUGGUGGCGACUAUGACAACUAUGCGAACAAGUGUAAAACCUUCUUCACCAAUCUCCGGGCGUGUAAGGUGGAGCCGUAUGUUGUCCUGGACGGUGGGUAUGAUCCAGAUAAACGAAAUUGGAACACUGCGGUUCAAGUUCAACGUAAGGCGUCUAGUAGAGAGCCCGCUGGUCUGAUAUGUGAGAACGGCCCUGAAGCAACAGAGGAACAUGUUCUUCCGUUUCUAUGUCACGAAACUUUCCAACAUGUCCUGCGUGAGCUUCAGAUACCACAGGUCACGUGUCCAUAUGAGGCAGACAGAGAAAUAGCAGUGUUGGCCAAUAAGUGGAAAUGCCCAGUUCUAAGUAAUGAUUGCGAUUUCUUUAUUUUCAAAUUGGAAGAUGGAGUUAUACCUCUCGAAUAUGGUAGGACAUGUUUUAUCGACAUGACAUUGCGGCUACAUUCCAAGACGGUACAAUCUAGCUUGCUUGAACCAGAGGCUUUACCAACCGACCAGGAAUAUACAUACAUCGCUGUUAAGCAUUACCACUACAGUCGUUUAAUUGAGAGAGUAUGUGGGCCUUGGGGGUUUCUACCAAUUUUCGCUACAUUUAGUGGUAAUGGUUAUGUAGAUAAAACCCAUUUGAAGGCUUUCUACAGAGCGAUAUCCAAGCAGUAUAAGGAUGAACCUCUAAACCUGAGGGCAAAGGCUCGAAUGACGUCAAUAGUCCAUUGGUCAAUGGGCGUAGAAUUGGAUGAAAGCGCUAUUAAAUACGUAUUGCAACAUUUAGUACACCUAUCUUCCGGUCAGAAAUCGGAACUGCGAGCCGCCAUUCGAUACUCCAUAGAUAGUUAAACAAACAUCGCAGAUUUCGCUACCAUGGAUGUGGGAAAAGUUCUUCAAUGCGGACACAAGUUGCAUAUCAAAACUUGAUCUUGGAACGAUAAGUGACUACGUCACUAAAAAUCCAUUGCCAGUGCCUUAUCCGGAGAUGUUAAGAACCUGCAAAAUGGCGGGAUCAUUCAUGCAGAAUGUGGUUGUGAACCACAGAGUGAGUUUUGAUUGCCAGAUUGAACACUUGGCUGAACCUUCAACGUAUGUUUGCUCCAGAUAUAUUAGAAGUGCCCUGUAUGGCUUGACAACGUCAUUCAGCAGGCCAAAAUCUAAAGACUCUAAAGUCAAGACAGACGAUCUAGUCGACUUACAAGGCACAAGGAAAAGUUGCAUCGAAGAAAGCGACAGACAGAAAGGUGAUAGGAUGAAGGUCUACAUUAAGCCUACGACGGAGGUUUCUUACGGAUCUCAACUUUGAAAGUUCCAUCGUUGCAAAAUGUCCCAGAAACAACCGUAGAGGAGAGGCAAAACAUCAUGUUUGGCACUUUAAGACUGAAUUCUGAAUUAACCGAAUUCAUCUCUAGCAUAUUUUAUUGCACGCUGAGGUUAUUGUUGAAGUUAUAAAAAGGAAUCCCGAUGCAAGUGAAACAGUCAAUCUACCAUGCUUGGUUCCAAGUAUCGAAAACGCAAUUAAAACACAAGGUUACGAUCGGGUAAUUGAGUUUGCUAGUAAAAUGUCUACUCACCGAAACGCACGUACUGAUCAAGCAUCAUGGGGAAGCAAAGAAACCAAGAUAAUUCACGGCUUCUCACAGUUACAGACCUGCUUCCUGAGCGCACUGUACCUAAAUCAGGCCCUGAUGUCACCAGUUGACCUCCCCAGCCCUAGCGUUCUCUUCAAUUGUACGUUCAUGUACAACGUUUGCAGGAGCCUUGACACAUCUAAAAACACUGAUUGUUCAGACAACCUUUGCAAGAGUCUUGAUGCAUAUAAAAUCACUGAUUGUUCAGACAACCUUUGCAAGAGUCUUGAGACAUCUACAACCACUGAUUGUUCAGACAACCUUUGCAAGAGUCUUGAGACAUCUACAACCACUGAUUGUUCAGACAACCUUUGCAAGAGUCUUGAGACAUCUACAACCACUGAUUGUUCAGACAACCUUUGCAAGAGUCUUGAGACAUCUACAACCACUGAUUGUUCAGACAACCUUUGCAAUAGUCUUGAGACAUCUACAACCACUGAUUGUUCAGACAACCUUUGCAAGAGUCUUGAGACAUCUACAACCACUGAUUGUUCAGACAACCUUUGCAAGAGUCUUGAGACAUCUACAACCACUGAUUGUUCAGACAACCUUUGCAAGAGUCCUGAUGCAUAUAAAAUCACUGAUUGUUCAGACAACCUUUGCAAGAGUCUUGAGACAUCUACAACCACUGAUUGUUCAGACAACCUUUGCAAGAGUCUUGAGACAUCUACAACCACUGAUUGUUCAGACAACCUUUGCAAGAGUCCUGAUGCAUAUAAAAUCACUGAUUGUUCAGACAACCUUUGCAAGAGUCUUGAGACAUCUACAACCACUGAUUGUUCAGACAACCUUUGCAAGAGUCCUGAUGCAUAUAAAAUCACUGAUUGUUCAGACAACCUUUGCAAGAGUCUUGAGACAUCUACAACCACUGAUUGUUCAGACAACCUUUGCAAGAGUCUUGAGACAUCUACAACCACUGAUUGUUCAGAAAUAUUCGAUUUGGAUUCCCCGCUGCAUGCUUUGUUUACGUUGUGGAAAUCUGCUGUCAAAUCAUCCGAGCCCGAAAAGUCUAAAGACGGUGCUGCCCGGGGCCAUAAGGCAGUUGACAAGAAAAUAAAAAUCAAGCGAUCCAAACACGGGAAAUAA
Mya arenaria is the source of this 3023-nucleotide messenger RNA. RefSeq names its product dentin sialophosphoprotein-like. The coding region runs from base 1869 to 3023 and encodes 384 amino acids. NCBI's taxonomy places the organism in Eukaryota, Metazoa, Mollusca, Bivalvia, Myida, Myidae. The record is from RefSeq and is a predicted model, not a curated record. The transcript is spliced from 2 exons.